UGUGGCAUCAGACAGCGGCGCACUUAGUCGUCUACUUCUAGUCGCUCUGCGGAAGAGCAUUUUUCUCAAAAUGUCCUUGCUUGUUCGAAGCUGGUUACUCCUCAUAGUUUUAGGACUCUUUGUCGAAAGCAUCCAGUCAGAAUGUCCUCCAGAAUGUCCUCCAUGCGACGAGGAACCAUCAGCUUCAGAAUGCACAGCAGGUAUUACAGUAGAUGCCUGUGGAUGCUGUAAUAUCUGUGCCAGGGAUGUUGGAGAACCAUGUGGAGGGCAAGGAAAUGCCUUGGGUUCAUGUGCAUCAGGCCUCGUCUGCAAAACCGUAUCUCCACGUCAACCAGCAAGAUGCUUCCAAACCCACGAUGAAGAAUCCCAUCAAGAAACUGCCAAAAAGAGCGAAGAUAACAGUACGCAAGAAACAAUUCAGAAUGAAACUCUGUUUGUGAAAUCAACACACAUCGUUCAUUGCAACGAAGAGCCCCAUAAUGAGGAAAAUAGUCACCAAGAAGGAUCCCAUGUUGUUCAUGUUCACGAAGAAGACGUCCUUAAUCACAAUCAGGAUAACCAUACACAUGGAGACAUAAAUCAUGGUCAUGAUCUCAAACGCGAAACUCACAAUCAUGCAGGUCGCAUUCGUUUUCAUGAAAGUCAAGAUCAGGAUCAUGUAGAUCAUAUUCAUGAUCAUGUAAGCCAUGUUCCAGUCGACUCACAAAAUCAUUCACUACAGUCAGAGAUAUCAACUAAACAUUUAGAUAUUGAACUUAGGCUGGACCAUGUAAACCACAGCGAUGCUCACUCUAAUCAUACCGAUCACGAUCACCCAGGCCAUGAAACGAUUCAGGCACAUGCCAUCCAUGAUCAUUCACACAGUGAAGGGAACCACACCAAAGAACAUUCUGAAAUGGAACAGAAAAAGCAUCAAGAGCAUAAUCCCGAUCAUCUUCAAUCAAACCAUACUCAUCCUUCCCACCAGGAAGGUGUUCACCCUGAACAAAAUCAUGAUGAUCUGCUCCACAAACAUGAUCAUUCAGGACCGAGUCAAGGUAGCUUCCAUCUGAGUCCCAUUCCUUCAGGCACAAAAACUAAACCGGAUCAUAUACACCUGAGGCAGAAUAGCUCAGAUGAACAUGGCAAAACAGAGGAAAGUACUAAAGUUCAUUCUCCCCAGAGUCCUGACGCUCACAAUCUUUCAAGCAAAGCUAGUGACCAACAUCACAGUCAUGAUGAAAAUGGUACAACCCAUGGCCAUGAAUUGCCAGUGGAAGGUCCUUCAAUUCACUCAGCAGAGAAAGUUGAUGAAAGUCCUGGAAGCGACAGGCCUGAGCAUACAGGCCAGGGAAGCAAUGAACAUUCUACCCAAACUGAAGAUGUUCAACAUAUCUCUGUGCAUGAGGAUCACAUUCAUGAUAUAGCAAACAACAAAGAUGACCAUAACUCUAAUCAUCCCAACACAACUGGAAAAGCACAAGAACAUCUUGAAUUCACCAGUGAUGUCCACAAAAAUGGAGAUAAUGCAAGUGACAAAGAUCAUCAGCAAAGCAAUGAUGACUCUCGCACAAUAAGGAAAGCUCAUAAUCACGAAGAUCACAAGCAUGAAAAUAAUAGUCAUGGAGAUGACAGACAAAGCCCUGAUCAUUUAAGCUCAGAUGAAGGUCAUAAGCAAAAUGGUGCAGUUCAACAGCCUCAUGAAGCAAGCAGUGACCAUUUUACUUUGAAUGAAGGGCACAAACUUCAUGAAGACCACAAUCAAGAAAAGGAUGGUCUAAAGAUUGAAGACACUGACACUUUGCAUGAACAUUCCCUUGAUAGUGAGGCAAAAACAAGUCAUUUAAUUUCUGAGAAUUCAGAGAACAGGGAUGACAACCAUGGAAGCAACCAUACUCGUCCAACGCGAGAAGCUCAUAAACAUUCUAAUGAUAAUGAUGCUAACCAAGAGCAUGAAGAUUUCCUCUUUGAUACUGCCCAGCACAGGAACGAUAACAGAGGAAGUGAUCAUUCUCGUCCAACACGAGAAGCUCAUAAACAUUCUAAUGAUAAUGACGCUAACCAAGAGCAUGAAGAUUUCCUCUUUGAUACUGCCCAGCACAGGAACGAUAACAGAGGAAGUGAUCAUUCUCGUCCAACACGAGAGGCUCAUAAACAUUCCAACGAUAAUGAUGCUAACCAAGAACAUGAAGAUUUCCUCUUUGAUACUGCCCAGCACAGGAACGAUAACAGAGGAAGUGAUCAUUCUCGUCCCACGAGAGAAGCCCAUAAUCAUAGCCAUGAUAGUAAUACUCACGAUCAUUGCUCUGAUCACAGCCACGAUCACAGCCAUGAUCACAGCCAUGAUCACAGUCAUGAUCCCAGCCACGAUCAUUGCGACAGUGCAUUGUCAGUCACAGAGACCACGCAAUAAGUGAUUGUAAUAAAACAUGGCUGUAUAUGGUUCUGACCCACAGACAUAUAAUCCCCAAUGAACUGUACUAAACGUUCAUAAAUCAUUUGCCAUCCUAGUCAGUCCCAGCAAUUUAGUGUUAUACACUUCUUUCAACAAAUCCCCUCCCAAGACAUUUUACUCUGACAGAAAGACCGUGAUGGACAUGUGGCAAUAGCAAUGGUAUAAUGGAUGUGGUACUGACCCCCUUGCCACCUUACUGGCAGUUUUAUGGUUAUCAUCAUAGAACGAAAAUUAAAGUGUUCUUUGUUCAAUUACUUAGAAGUUCAAAAGUCCCAAUUUAUUUUGUUUUCAUUUAAUCAUUUUCUUUUUUUUAUAAAGAGGCUUCAGGUGAACAUAGAAAAACUCUUUCAAAGCAUUCUCUGAGAAAACAAAUCACUUGAUGGAUGUUUACAAAAAACCAAGCAAAUAUAUCAUCAAAACUUACAAACAAUGGCACCAGUAUUGUCCAUGCUGUCCAUUUACUUUUUGCUGAUAUUUGUUACCAUGACUGUACAGCGGUUUUUCGCCCAAAAUAAUGAAUCAUAGGAAAUGAACUCUGAAGUACUGUGUGUCUUUUGCUAUGUUUUAAAAAGUCACAUUGCAUAUAUGUAAGAUGCUUUUAAGUUAUUCCAUAGUAACUGGACCUUAAAAUCCACAAUUAUGUUCAGAUAUGUAAAUGUUUUACAAUAUCAGUUUUUUGUAUACCUUGUUUGAGUUUUGUCAUUGAUGAAGUAUUCUUGAAGGCAAAUGCUUUACAAUUUAAUUCUUAUUAUAAGAAUCACAAGCCAACCAAAAAUAUCCACCUUCAUUAUUAGAGUAGAUAUACAUUCCUAAUUUAUAAAGAUUUUCUAUAUGCGCUUUCAAAACUCCAUUUGAUUUUGGUGACUUAAUUUGUUAUGCCAUUAAGCUCCAUUUGAUUUUGGUGAUUUCUUUUGUUAUAUCAAUAAAAU
Molecule: messenger RNA, 3363 nt
Organism: Macrobrachium nipponense
Lineage: Eukaryota; Metazoa; Arthropoda; Malacostraca; Decapoda; Palaemonidae
Product: protein starmaker-like
Exons: 3
Coding region: 71-2392 (773 amino acids)
Biological process (GO): regulation of signal transduction; regulation of cell growth
Cellular component (GO): extracellular region
Molecular function (GO): insulin-like growth factor binding
Source: RefSeq, a predicted model, not a curated record